AUGAAGCCAACCCUGUUCGAAGUGAUGAGGAUGAACCGCAUUUGCAGGAUGGCUCUGGUCACUUGCUUGGGAUCCUUUAUCCUAGUCAUCUUCUAUUUCCAAAGUAUGUUGCAUCCAGUCAUGCGGAGGAAUCCCUUCGGAAUGGACAUCUGUUGUCGGAAGGGCUCUCGGAGCCCACUGCAGGAACUCUACAAUCCGACUCAGUUGGAGCUCUCCAACACGGCCAUCCUGCACCAGAUGAGGCGGGAUCAAGUCACGGACACGUGCCGGGCCACCAGCGUGACCAGCAGGAAAAGGCGCGUCCUCACCCCCAGUGACCUCAAGCACUUGGUGGUCGACGAGGACCAUGAGCUGAUCUAUUGCUACGUGCCCAAAGUUGCUUGUACAAACUGGAAGAGGGUCAUGAUGGUCCUGACGGGGAGGGGGAAAUACAGCGACCCCAUGGAGAUCCCCGCCAACGAAGCCCACGUCUCGGGCAACCUGAAGACCCUCAACCAAUACAGCAUUCCAGAAAUCAACCACCGCUUGAAAAACUACAUGAAAUUCCUGUUUGUCCGCGAGCCCUUCGAAAGGCUGGUCUCCGCCUACAGGAACAAAUUCACCCAGAAGUACAACACCUCCUUUCACAAGCGCUACGGGACCAAGAUCGUCAAGCGCCAAAGGAAGAACGCCACCCAGGAGGCGCUGAGGAAGGGCGACGACGUGAAGUUCGAGGAGUUUGUGGCGUACCUCAUCGAUCCGCUCACCCAGAGGGAGGAGCCUUUCAAUGAACACUGGCAGACGGUGUACUCCCUCUGCCACCCCUGCCACAUCCAUUACGACCUCAUCGGCAAGUACGAGACCCUCGAAGACGACUCCAAUUACGUCCUGCAGCUGGCGGGAGUCGGCAGCUACCUGAAGUUCCCCACCUAUGCAAAGUCUACGAAAACUACUGACGAGAUGACCACAGAGUUCUUUCAGAACAUCAGCAUGGAACAUCAAACGCAGCUCUAUGACGUCUACAAACUGGAUUUUUUAAUGUUCAAUUACUCAGUGCCAAGCUACCUGAAACUGGAAUGAAGAAGGAGAAGAGAGAGAAUCAUGCCUGUUUUUAUUUAAGAUUUUUAUUUGUCAAGAUAAAUA
This is a messenger RNA of Gracilinanus agilis (Agile Gracile Mouse Opossum), 1122 nucleotides long. It is a transcript of the gene CHST11, whose product is annotated as carbohydrate sulfotransferase 11. Gene Ontology annotation, cellular component: membrane. The record is from RefSeq and is a predicted model, not a curated record. Lineage: Eukaryota; Metazoa; Chordata; Mammalia; Didelphimorphia; Didelphidae. Gene Ontology annotation, biological process: carbohydrate biosynthetic process; proteoglycan biosynthetic process. The coding region runs from base 1 to 1059 and encodes 352 amino acids. Gene Ontology annotation, molecular function: sulfotransferase activity. The transcript is spliced from 3 exons.